This is a messenger RNA of Solanum dulcamara, 1811 nucleotides long. RefSeq lists its product as uncharacterized. NCBI's taxonomy places the organism in Eukaryota, Viridiplantae, Streptophyta, Magnoliopsida, Solanales, Solanaceae. The record is from RefSeq and is a predicted model, not a curated record. Bases 240 to 1601 code for a protein of 453 amino acids. The transcript is spliced from 10 exons.
UAAUAUUAGUAGUUUUGUCAGCUUCCACUUUUGUUCUUAUACUUGUCAUAAUAAUUUCAGUUACUUCUAUUUGUCUGCUUCUUUGUCUUUUGAGUGUUCAAUUUCACUACCCAAAAUGGACUCAUACAAAAACUCCAAUUUUGAUUCUUGAAGAAGUGGACCAGUAAAUUGAUCAAAAAUUUCAACUUUUUUUUCCCUCUUCUUUGUUUUCCCCUCUUUAGUGUUUUUGGACUAGAAGAAUGGUCAUCAGUGCUGUGAAAGCAUCUUCAGUAGCUAUGGUUUCUUUAGACAUUUGCAGCAGGUGUGAUUUUAAUGGUCGCGUUGGAUGUUGGAUUGGGAAUGAGAAAGGAAAAUGGAACAAAUUGGCUUCUGCUGCUGCUGCAAGUACAAAGUCACCCAAAUUGCGAAUGAGCAUUUCACCUAUGGCUUCCUCUGCUGCUCUAGCAGAAACCCGAUGGUCGUCUCGAGCCAAGUUCUAUGAGGAGGUUUUGAAAGGUGCUAGGGAAAAGUUUACACAGGAGAUAUCAUUUCAGUCCAAGGACAAAGAUAUAUCCCUGGCAAAGGCUUUGCUCUACAUUGCUUCUGAAGAUGAGGCAUUUAUGGAUUUCAACCGGGAAAUGGAUGCUUAUUCACUCCAAAAUGAAAGGAGAUCUGCUUCGUUGGCAUCUGAUACCACAGACUGGAAAUGCGUGGAAGCCAUGCCUCUGGCUGGAAAGAAUAUGAAUGAGUGGAUGGCUGAAUUGGAUUCCAUUGCAAGGGAAGUUGAAGCAGAGCUAGUUCUGAGAGAUAUAGGAUGCCAUUUGGUUGAAGUUUUGGAUGCAGUGAAUGUUGUUCUUUUUAAGUCGAGGGGCUUCAAAAGGUUGUCUGUGAUAGUGGACCCGAAAUGUUCAUACCUGCAUUCAGUGUUAAGCUCUGGAUAUUGUAGCGCAAUUUUGCUUAGUGUCAUUUACAUUGAAGUUUGUCGAAGACUUAAUUUGACCAUUGUGGGAUCUCGAAUUGGAGAAGAAUUCUUGAUAUGGCCCCAAACCGGAAACCCUGAGGAGCUAUUCAAGGUUACUUCUGGUCACAGCCAGUUUGGUAUAGUUAACGGAAAGUGCGUCGAUGACCCUAGAUCAAUGGCCUCGGACAUCAAUAGCAGUUCACUGUCAGAGCUUGAGAUUGCAACAAACCGAGAUAUUAUCGGAAUUGCUUUGGCUAACCUCAUGAGGAUUCACUGGAAACGUGCGUCAAGAGCAAAUCAUGGUUUGAUGCUGACUUCUCCACUUAGGUCCGUGGAUAAGUCUGAAGAGAAGUUUAAGAAGACUGAUGCCUCAACUGUACCUUUGCUGCGGCCUCAAGAUUUGAGGCUGGCUAUUAUGGCUUCGCAAAGAUUACUGAUUCUGCAGCCGCACAAUUGGGCUCUGAGGAGAGACCACGGCAUGAUGUUGUACUAUAGCAGGGAUUACGAGGAGGCGGUCCAGGAGCUUAGCAUUUGCAUGGUCUUUGCUCCUGAAGAAGAAGCUGAAGUUCUAGAGGCAUUUGUUGGGAAGUUACACCUAUUGCGGCUCGAGUCAUCAUGGAAGAAUCUGGAACGUAAAGGUUGUGAGCCCGGACCUGCUUGAUCUCCUACUAUUUUCUACUACAUCCGUGGCUAUCAUUUCGAGUGUUGAGGUAGCUGUUACAUCCAUCUAGCGGACACCUCUUACUCUUUUAUUAUGUUUUAGUCCUACUCUAGAGACAAAGACAUUGUGACUGUAUUUUCUUUCGUACUUCAGUAAUUUAUUAGUGGCUUGUAUACGUGACAACCAGUCUUGAGGGAUUUUGAGAUUAUU